Molecule: messenger RNA, 2802 nt
Organism: Nymphaea colorata (pocket water lily)
Lineage: Eukaryota; Viridiplantae; Streptophyta; Magnoliopsida; Nymphaeales; Nymphaeaceae
Biological process (GO): DNA repair
Cellular component (GO): Ino80 complex
Molecular function (GO): histone binding; ATP binding; ATP-dependent chromatin remodeler activity
Source: RefSeq, a predicted model, not a curated record
AUGGCGGAACUCCUACGCAGGCAGAUCGACGCAUUUGAUACCUAUGAUCAACAAGAUCUGAGGAUGCGUUACGAAUCUGAGGCCUUUGUACUGCGCAAGCGCAGGAUGCACGCCUCCUCUUUCCAUGGAACGCUUAAAGAAUAUCAAAUAAAAGGUCUCCGAUGGCUCAACAAUCUCUUUGAGCAAGGCAUCAACGGUAUUCUGGCUGAUGAAAUGGGUCUUGGUAAAACAAUCCAAGCAAUUGCUCUGCUCAGCCACAUAUCUGAAACUAAGGGCAUUUGGGGUCCCUUCCUUGUGGUGGCUCCAAACAGUACUCUUUAUAACUGGCAGCAAUAAUUCAAGAAAUUUUGUCCAACCUUGAAGGUUUUGCCAUACUGGGGAAACAUCAAGCAGAGAAAGACUAUUCGCAAGUUUUUCUCCUCCAAGAAGUUCACGGAGAAAGCAGAUUCUCCAUUCCGUGUGAUCACUUCUUAUCAAUUGACAGUGACCGAUUAGAAGACUUUCAAAAGGCUCAAGUCAUUCAUGAUCCUCGAUGAGGCUCAAGCCAUCAAGAACAUUCUGUCGCAGAGGUGGAACACACUCAAAGAGUUUCAGUCCAGAAACCGUCUCUUGCUCACUGGUACGCCCAUCCAAAAUAACAUGGCAGAGUUGUGGGCGUUGCUCAACUUUGUCAUGCCUGACCUCUUCGACUCGCAUUAACUUUUUAAUGAGUGGUUUUCUAAGGACAUUGAGGCACACAGUCAGGAUCAAAAGGAGCUGGACCAGAUCAAGAUCCAACGUCUUCACGCUAUCUUGAAGCCUUUCAUGUUACGGCGUAUCAAAAAAGACGUGGAGCAUGAAAUCGGUAAGAAGUAUGAGCACCAGAUGCUUUGUGAGAUGACCAAACGGCAGAAGAUUCUGUAUGAGUCUAUCAAAUAGAAGCUCAACGUUAAGGAGCUAUUCAAGAUGUUCGAGAGCAAGGCCAAGGUGGAAAACCUCAUGAACUUAGUCAUGCAGCUGAGAAUCUGCAACCACCCUGAACUUUUCGAGCGUAGGCCUGCUCGUUCCCCCUUCUCCUUCCAGGAACUCUAUUAUUACACUGGCUACAUCCCCAUUCGCGCAGGAGAAAUCAAACUGCUUUCUUCAAAUGCUAAGAAUCCCAUUCCUCUUUCCCUUCCUAAGCUGCUCUACGAUGACCUUAUAGAUCCCUUCCCUGGCAUUUUAAGUGGAUGCAAAUCACUAACUUACAUCCAAGUAAUAGACUUUGGCAAUCUUAUUGCAGACUCAUCCAAACUUCGUGAGUUAGAUCGCAUUCUAAAGGAGAAAAAGAAGAAUGGUGAUAAAGUGCUCAUCUUUUGUCAAAUGACCAAGAUGAUUGAUAUCCUUUAGGACUUCAUGAAUCUAAGAAAAUACACCUUCUUCAGACUUGAUGGCGCCUCCAACAUAGCAGACAGAAGAGAUAUGGUCAACGAUUUCCAAAAGCCAUCAUCAAAGGUUUUUGUCUUCUUGCUUUCCACAAGAGCAGGUAAUUGUCUUUCUAUUGGUGGUUUGGGAGUAACACUGACAGCAGCCAAUACAGUCAUCUUCUAUGAUAACGAUUGGAAUCCAACCAUGGACGCUCAAGCCACUGACCGUGCUCAUCGUAUCGGUCAAAGCAGAGAUGUCAACGUCUAUCAGCUAGUGACAAAGGGAACCAUUGAGGAGCGUAUAGUGAAGCGAGCCCAGCAGAAAAAGACAGUUCAGAGCACAGUCUAUGAAGGCGCUUCCUUCAACUUCUUCAAAAAAGAUAUGAUAAUAGAGCUGAUGGUGGAUGAGUUCCAUCCGAAGGAGCAGGAGGUCGCACAUAAUAUCGACGACCUGAAGAUAUCCAUUCUGGCGGAGCUCGACCGCAUAUACAAACGCUACAUGGAGCGCUACGCCACCCUAAAGGCCGAAAUCGUGCAGAUAAAGAAGAUGAAAGAGGAAAUCGAGAUGGACCUCAACCGCAGAGCCACCAGCAUUCCGUCCUACAGUCCCAAAAAAGACACUUCUGAGUUCUCCAAGCAUACUCCUACCUCCAACGCCAACAUCAUGCAUGAAGAACCAAUCCUCAAAGAAGUCUAUGAAGAAUCACCAUAUAAUGUUCCUUCAUUUAAUCCCAAUCCUCAUAACCUCUAUGCUGACCGUCGCCAACCGCAACCAGCAGUGUCUAAGCUUGAAGAUUUUAAGGUUGUCCGAGUGUCAGCGGAGGCACAAAGCGUGGGUGUGGAAUGGGGAGAAACAUUGGCUUUGGAACCAUACCAUGCUCUUAAAAGCGUAGGAGAAGAUAUUGUUUUAUGCUGCUUAGAGAUUACUCGCAAUGUUAUGGCAGUGGGUAGCAAGGAUGGUCAAAUCAAUGUGUAUGAAAUCUCUUCAGGACAGCGUUUAGCUAACUUACGGGGUCACAAAGCCAGUAUCUGCCGUUUGGCUCUUAUUCAUCAUGGAGGCAAAAAGUUCCUCGCCUCAGGUAGCGAUCAUGGCUGCAGUUCGAUUGUGCUAUGGGACACUUCAAGCUGGAACAUGAGGAUGCGUAUUGAAGGCCACCGAGCAGCAGUAACUGCAAUAGUUGAUUUGCAGGAUGGAAGAGGCCUGGCAUCUGGCAGCUACGACAAAACAAUCAACGUUUACAGUAUGGCUAAUGAGGGAAAGUUGGCUUACAACCUACCCGCUAACAAGACAUCAGUGACUGCUCUUCUGCUCAACUCAAACGCUAGCAAAAUGAUAUCUUGCGGAUUGGAUGACACCCUUAGCAUCUGGCAGCUGAUUCGCGGUAGUUCGGGAGUGGUGGAGACUAUGUUCCUCUAA